Rotaria sp. Silwood1 is the source of this 3431-nucleotide messenger RNA. NCBI's taxonomy places the organism in Eukaryota, Metazoa, Rotifera, Eurotatoria, Philodinida, Philodinidae. The record is from the annotation of a GenBank genome assembly.
GGUGUGGGUGUGGGUGUGGGUGUGGGUGUGGGUGUGGGUGUGGGUGUGUGGGUGUGGGUGUGGGUGUGGGUGCGGGUGCGAAUAUUACCUUUUGCACACCCACACCCACACCCACACUCACCCAGCAUAUGUUGAUGGUCCCCGUUUUAGGUCCAAAUUAUAUCAGGACAAUAUGGCGAUAGUUCGGAAAUUUGACCGUCCUGAUUUAUUUAUUACUUUUACAUGUAAUCCUAAAUGGGAAGAAGUAAAAUCCGAACUUAAACCUUUUCAAACCUCAUCUGAUAGGCCAGAUUUAGUAACUCGAGUAUUUCGUUUGAAAUUAAAAGAAUUUUUAGAUGACAUAGUUAAAAGAAAAAUUUUCGGAGAAAUUUUGGCAUACGUAUAUGCCAUAGAGCAUCAAAAGCGUGGUCUUCCACAUGCUCAUUGUUUAUUUACACUUUCCAAUGAAGAUAAAAUUAAAACAGCAGACGACGUUGAUAAUAUUAUCUCUGCUGAGUUACCGGAUCGAAAUGUACAAUCCGAGUUGUAUAAGAUAGUAUUAAAGCAAAAUAUUCAUGGACCAUGUGGUCGAUUAAACCCUUCAUCAGUUUGUAUGGUUGAAGGAUCUUGCUCUAAAAGUUUUCCUAAAGCCUUUUGCAAUGAAACUGAUGUAUCUACAGAUGGUUAUCCAAUAUAUAGACGCCGAAAUAAUUCUAACGAAGCUCAUUUUACACAUAAUAAUAUUCAAGUAGAUAAUCGUUUUGUUGUCAACCAUAUAAUUCAUUUUUAAGGGGACCCCCUCCUUUCCCGACUCAAAAUUUUCACACUUUUUGUUUUUCAUUUUUUGUGAUUAGUAUAUAGAUUUAAGUGCCCUCUAUCCAUUGAGUACACUUUGAGAACUGAAAACCCACAUCUUAUAUAAAAAACUUCGAAAAAAUCACCAAAUAUGCUGAAAAAACCAAAAAACAGAAAUUUCUUUGCGUUUUUCUCAAAAUCAGUUUUUUCAGCACAAAAAUGAAGUUUUCCCCCCUUUUCUCCUCUCGCGCCGCAAUCAAUCGGUCUGAAAUUUUAACUGUGAAUACUUCGAAUAAUUUGGGGUGGCCGUUUUUUUUUCUCUUGAAAAUAUUCUUCUUAAGGAAUUUUACUAGGUACCACAAAAUUUGCACUAUAAGAAAAAAACGAAAAAAAUCGCAUUUUUUGAUAGUGCCGUCAGUAAUUUGGUCCUCCUGACCCUUAGGAACGAUAUUUUUCGAAGAAAAAAACACGGCCGCCCCAAUUUGUUCCUAGAUUCUGCAGAAAAAAUUUCAGCUCUAAACAAUGCAGUAUAAGAGUUUUGCGGGGGGGGGGGGGGAAACUUCAGGUCAUUUUUCGUCCUUGGAUCGCAAAUAUCUCUGGGAAGGCAGCAUCUUCGAAUUCUGAGCCUAUGACAACUUUUGCUCUACUCAUCGAGAUCUAUCUACUCUGAAAGUUUCAGAAAAUUUCACGGAGCCGUUCUCGAGAAACCUCGGAAAGGGGGGGGUCCCCUUAAGUCUUAAAUAUAAUGUUCAUAUCAAUGUUGAACUAUGUUCAACUGUUAAGGCUAUCAAAUACAUUCACAAAUAUAUUACAAAGGGUUACUGCUGUGCUCGAAUAGGCGUCCAAGUAAAUUCAAACGUCAAUGUAGAAAAGUUGUUGAUUAUGACGAAAUAAAACAAUAUUUAAAUUGUCGUUAUAUUAGUUCUCAAGAAGCAGCCUGGCAUCUUCAAGAUUUUCCUAUUCAAGGUCAAUCUCAUAGUGUCGUCAUAUUGUCUAUUCAUUUGAAAGAUGGCCAAUCCAUUUUUUUCAAAGAGAAUCAAGCUGAAACUGCUUUGCGACGAGAGUCAGCCGCAUGCACGACUUUAACUGCCUACUUUGAUUUAAAUGUUUCAGAUUUGGGUGCUCAUCAAUAUUUAUACCAAGAUAUUCCUAAUCAUUAUGUAUUUAAAAAUAAAAAAUGGGUUAAACGUUUAGCGUUGUCUCAUCACAAGGAAAAAGCAAUAGAUAUUUCAGAUCGUGAAGAUAAUUUAGUUAACUAUACUAUUGAUAGGAAUAAUUUAUUAUGGAAUGAUCUUAAUAGUGAUCAACUUUUGGCUGUGGAUGCUAUUUUAAAAUCCGUAGUUGAUUUGAACUCGCAGAAAUGUUUUUAUAUAGACGGGCCCGGUGGAAGCGGGAAAACGUUUUUGUAUCGUGCUCUAAUCCAAAAAGUUAAUCUCAUUGGUAAAAAAUCAUUAAUCAUUGCACGGGCAGGAAUAGCCGCUACUUUAUUACCAGGUAGCAUUACAUGUCAUUCAGCUUUUAGUUUACCCUUAGACCUUACUUCUGUAAAAUUUCCUAGACUUACUCAAACCAAAAAGGAAUUUUUGAAAUCGAUAGAUUUGCGUAUUUGGGAUGAAGCUCCCAUGGCACCAGGCACAGCUUUAGAAAUCAUUGAUUUAAUAUUUCAAGAUUUAAUGGGCAUUAAAACACCUUUUGGUGGAAAAGUUGUUGUGCUAGGAGGCGACUUUCGGCAAGUUCUGACAGUUAUUAAAAAAGAAUCUCGAUGCGCAAUCAUUGCUUCAACGAUCAAAAAAUCCUCUGUUUGGCCCCUUUUUUUAACAUUCAAAUUAAAACGCAAUAUGCGAGCUAUCACAGAUCCUGAUUUUUCUAAAUGGCUUUUAGAUAUUGGUGAUGGAACAAUACCUUCACCACCAACACCGAAAAACCAAUUUUCAGUUGAAGUUCCGAUUUCUUUCAUAUCUAAUGACAUACUUACCGAUAUUUUUGGUAAUAGUUUUACCUAUGCUGAUGUUGAAAACUUUUCAAAACACUCAAUUCUCUGCCCAAGAAACGAAGAUGUUCGAUUAAUUAAUGAACGCGUUUUGAUAAAUUUAAAAAAUGUUGAACAAAUGAGUUUUUACGUGAUUGACUCUGUAAAAAAUGAUGAUGGUGCAGAAGAUCAUGAUUUACAAGUCAAUAUUCCAGUAGAAUUUCUAAAUAUUUUGAAUCCAUCUGGAUUACCACAAUAUAAAUUAAAUUUAAAAAUCGGUUGUAUAGUGGUGCUUUUAAUAAAUCUGUCGGUAAACAAAGGCUUAUGCAAUGGAACUAGAAUGAUUGUUAGAGCCUUUCGUCCAAACGUGCUUCAAUUAGAAAUUAUUAUUGGUUCAUUUUCCGGAACUGUUCAUUUUAUUCCUAGAAUUUCUCUGGAUACAUCGAAUGAUCCAGCACUUCCAUUCAAUUUCGUUAGACAUCAGUUUCCAGUUUGUCUUAAAUAUGCGAUGACAAUAAAUAAGUCUCAAGGUCAAACUUUUGAUAAAGUCGGCCUCUAUCUUCCUGAACCGUGCUUUUCUUACGGUCAGUUUUAUACAGGAUGUUCAAGGGCAACCAAAUCUAAUUGUUUAAAAAUUCAAGUACAAGAUACCACUAGACGGGGCAAAUGGAUAACGGGCAAACUGUAA